AUGAGCACCAGGCCCAGUUUCUCAACGUCGCGGACCAGCGUGUCCAUACCACGCAAAGCUCAGUGUGAAGAGCUGGCCCAGAGAUUACAAGAUGCUGUCGAACGUACUACCAAGGACGUCGCAGCAGAUGAUGUGCAGCGCAGCGCCUUCUUGCCGAAACCCGACCUUGACCAGAUACUCAACGAUAGAUCGUUGGAGCUGUUGUUCACAGAGUUGGUCACUGAGACUUCUUCCUUCGGAGGUGGCGUGUUCUUACAAGCUAGUGCUACCAGUACUACUGAUGAAGAGAAGGGCUCAGAUUCUGUAAUUGACGACAUGUUCAUCAAUAGUUGCAUUGGCGCAACGAAGCGCAAACCACCGGAUGAAUCAUCCUGGAGAGCUCUACUUGCUCUGCUUUUAUACCAAAACAACAAGGAUUUGCUCUCGUUAUUCGUGGAAUGGAUGGUCAUUAUGUUCGAUCAUCCUACAGCCAAGUCUGACAAUCUUAUACCGUCUGAUGAAUCGAUACCGUUCACGAAGGCCACGCUCCAAGAAUACAAAGUUCCAAACUGGUGCCACAGACUCAUACUUCUGGAUCAAGCAAUAUUCAAACCGAUUAUGAUCAAGAAGCUGGAGCAUCAUGACAUCACCACCAGCGAACGCUUACCUUUCAUGGGCAGGUAUCAUUCCAUCAAGAGCGGCUCUCAAGGCCAAGUCUUCAAAGCUGAGAUAGCACAAUGCCACUGGGAGAUUCGGGAGAACGAUGACGAAGAGAACUCCGAUUUCAUACCUGGUAAUCCGAAUAGCACGAAACUCGUGGCUCUCAAAGUCUUCAAAGAUCUGGAACCUAUGCGCGAUAUGCCGGAGGCCACUCAGGACUUCAAGAUUGAGCUCGGCAUCUUGGAAGAACUCAGAACGUACAAGACUAAGCACAAAAUGAUAAUGCUGCAUUUGGGUAGUAUUACGGAGCUCAACGAGACAAGAAAGCCGAUCAGACACUCUAUCAUCUUUGAACUGGCAAGUUUCAGCCUGGGUGAUCUCCUCAAAGACAGGAAUCACCCUCAAGAAUCCGUCAUACCGUCUCGUUUGCUUGCUAGCCUUGUGGACAUUAUCGAAGCCUUAGAAUGCUUGCAUGAUAAGCUCGAAACUCUCCAUCUCGACAUCAAACCUGACAACAUCUUGAUAUUCGAGACUCGUUCCGGUUCCGGAGACCAAGAGCAUUAUGAACUCAUCUGGAAGCUCAGCGACUUUGGCUUGGCUCGCAAGAAGGCUGCGAAAAAGCCAAAAGCUGGAUCUGCACAGACCUCGACAGCGACAUCUCGAGGAUCCACUCUACCUGCAACAAGACCGACCGGCCUGUAUCAAGCCCCGGAAAUCCAAGAACAAGAAACUAGUCAAGCAGGUCGGGGUAGCGAUGUCUGGUCUAUGGGCUGUAUCACACUCACGGUGCUUGCAUUCAUAUAUGGUGGACCAAAGGAAGUCACAGAGUUGGAAAGCUGCCUGAUGGUCAGAUUUCAGAAUCUCGGCGGCAGGGAGCCUUUGUUUUAUAUAAGAAGCGACUCGUACCCAUGGAGACACCGAGCUUCACACGUCUAUCACUAUCUACAAAGUCGGGGCCCGGACGUGGAUGAGAUACCUCACACAGCAGGACCACUUCUCGCCGCUUUACACCCCAGUCUCAUCGACUGGUCGAACAUACUAGUCGAGGACUCCUACGCAUGUCGAACCGAGCAAAGAUUCGUGCUAUAUAUACUCAAUGUGAUUAUCGGUAAGGUUCUUCUGAUCGAUCGUAGCAGGCGAAUGGGAGCAUCUGAGCUGCGCGACAGACUUGCCUACAUACAGCAAGAGUGGGAAAAGUACGAUAUCGCAUCCGAUACCUAUGUCUAUCCGGAUGCUUUGGCAUAUCUGAACCUUGCACGAAGCUCAAGCUCACAGGAAGACGAAAGCAGCACCGAUGAGCCACCACAAGGUCCAAUAGUGACCACGCAUCAUGAUCCGAAUCAGGCACCGACUGGAAGUGUAGCGCCACAAGGAGGCCUUACUCAGGAGCAAAAUGUCCAGAUGCGAGAAGAAUUUUGCUCCGCCAUUGAGCUAAAUGAUGCACCCAACGUGCGACUCCAGCUCGAACAAACCCCUGAGAUACUAGGCCAUCUGUGCCUUCGCGCAGGGAGAUAUCCCAUUCAUGUGGCUUUGUUAAACAACGCCUAUGAAACCCUAGAUGUCCUUCUGGAGAAGGCGUCACUUGAGAUCACGAAUCUGUCGUGUAAACGACGGACUGCGCUCGAUCUCGCAUUGGAUUCGGGUAAGGCCGCAGCCCUUGACUGCAUCCGAACUCAUCGCAACAAGUUCGACUUCCCGCCCGAGCUCUACAAAAGGCGCAAGGACGGUCUUGGGUCGGAAGCGAGAGAGAUUGCGGAUGAUUUGUUUGGUACCAAGAAAGCUGCGACCCCGAAGGGCAGGAAACCCAUCUUUAGGAUACCCAGGGGUAGGACAUUCAAUUCGUCUACAUGA
This is a messenger RNA of Alternaria metachromatica, 2490 nucleotides long. RefSeq lists its product as uncharacterized. The record is from RefSeq and is a predicted model, not a curated record. Gene Ontology annotation, molecular function: protein serine/threonine kinase activity; ATP binding. The transcript has a single exon. NCBI's taxonomy places the organism in Eukaryota, Fungi, Ascomycota, Dothideomycetes, Pleosporales, Pleosporaceae. Gene Ontology annotation, biological process: peptidyl-serine phosphorylation; peptidyl-threonine phosphorylation. Bases 1 to 2490 code for a protein of 829 amino acids.